Molecule: messenger RNA, 8371 nt
Organism: Hemiscyllium ocellatum (epaulette shark)
Lineage: Eukaryota; Metazoa; Chordata; Chondrichthyes; Orectolobiformes; Hemiscylliidae
Product: F-BAR and double SH3 domains protein 2-like
Exons: 20
Coding region: 282-2480 (732 amino acids)
Biological process (GO): neuromuscular synaptic transmission; regulation of actin filament polymerization
Cellular component (GO): recycling endosome; neuromuscular junction
Molecular function (GO): protein binding
Source: RefSeq, a predicted model, not a curated record
CAGAGAGAAAUACACACACAACAGGGUUUCAGAGGGACAGAAACUAGUAGAGACAGACACGGACAGAGAAAGAGAGAAACAGGGUGAUAGAGACACAAAAAAGAGAGUCCUACACUGAGAAAAGGGGAGACAGACACACAGAAAUAUUAACGAAGAGAGAGUGUGACGGUGACAAACAGAGAGUUAGAGAUAGAGAGAGCAGAGAUAGCCAUUCAGUUAGAGAGCGCAGUCAGUGUGACAGACACCAGGAUACAGAGAGAGAGAGAGUGCGGAGUCGCAACAUGCAGCCUCCCCCCAGGAAGGGUCGAGUGAGCCAGGAGGUGAAGAUCAGUUUCUCGGAGCAGCUGUGUAAAAUACAGAACAAGCAGCAGCAGGAAGCCGAGCUACUGGAGGACAUCAGGUCGUUUAGCAAACAGAGAGCUGCAAUUGAGAAGGAAUAUGGUCAGGCAUUGCAGAGGUUGGCUGGACAGUUCUUGAAGAAAGAUUGGAAUCGUGGAAAACCGGAUACAAGUGACAACAGGAUGGCCUCAGUGGUCUGGCGUUCCACCAUCGAAGCGACGGUCCAGCUCGGCCUGGCACGUGUUGCGGCAGCGGAGAAUUACCGGACGGUCAAUGUGGAGGCAGCGAAGACUGUGCGCUCGGCCAAGGAGCUGAGAUUGAAGAAGUGCUCAGAGCAGCUGGUUAGAAUCCAGUCGGAGCUGUUUGAGGCAGUGAAAGAGGUGAAUAAAGCGAAGAAGAAGUAUUGGCAGAUGCAGAGGAUUGCUGAGAUCGCCCGGGAGAAAGCAGCAGAGGCUGAGGCCAAGUCGAAAAAGAGUGAGUUUGGAAUAUUUCAUUCAAAAACCAGUCUACAGAAGCUGACUGCAAAGCUCUCUGCCAGAUUGUCCGAGUGCAGCCAUCGGGUCACGGAAGCUCGGAAUGAAUACCUUCUGUCGCUUGCUGCUGUCACGGCACACCAGGACCAUUACCUCCAGACUGACCUGCCCAUUGUCAUGAAGAACCUGGAUGGGGAUGUGUACGAGAAGCUACAAGAAUACUUCACCCUCAUCAGCAAGACUGAGAUUGACGCUUGUCAGUCGGGGCAGGAGUGUUUCCGGAGUGUUCUAGAAUCCUCCAGUAAGAUUUCCCGGGACUACGACCUUCAGUUAUUUCUCCAAGAGAACCCAGUGUUUACGGAGCCCUCUGCGUUUGUCUUCCAGCCAGCUGGUUCUGACAAGGUUUGCCGAUUGGAAAUACAGCCCGGUGACAGAGACAGAGAGUCCAGUCUGGACAAGGAGGCACGCAAGUGGGCAACUAAACUGGCAAAUAACCACAAAGUCAUCGCCCACGGCGAGCGGGUUUUACGCAAUUUAGAUCAGCGAAGGAAGCUCUCAUCUGAGGAAGAGAUUUCAGGUGUUGAGGCCAAGAUGGAGGAGGUUAAGGAGAGCAUCAGGAAAGCAGAGACAAGCAAGUUGAAGGCAGAUUUCCGCCUGAACCUGCUACGCGAGGCUGGCCUAGAGGUGGACACUUGGUUGGUCAGCACCAUGAACCAAGCUAGUGAGGAGCUGGAGAGAGAGAGAAAGCUGAGUGAGGCCCGAGUGUCGAAUGGAGGCCUCCCAGAGUUUGACGAGAUAGAUUUCACGGAUUUUGAGGAAUUUGAUGACACCAAUGAGAUCUUUGAUGAGGGCAGUGAAGCAACCCUUGGCAGUUCCCCUCGAAUGUACCCGGUGCUCUGUAAAGUUCUCUACAGUUACCAGGCCACACAGUCUGAUGAACUGACCAUCACUCUAGAAGAGCAGCUGGAAGUGAUUGAAGAUGGUGACAUGGAGCAUUGGGUGAAGGCCCGGAAUAAAGCUGGUCAAAUAGGUUACGUGCCUGAAAAGUAUCUCCAGUUUCCAGGUGGGAACAGCCUAUCCAGCAAGAUCCCCAUGGUAAUGUCCUCUGACAUUAUGUCUUAUUCCUCAUCAAACAGCUCUGCAGAGCAGGAACUGAUGACUUGCAGUGUCGUAGAGCAGCCAGCAGAUGGAGUCUGCUUAGCCCGGGCGUUGUACGAUUAUGAGGGACAGAGCGCAGAGGAGCUGUGUUUCCCUGAAGGUGGCCUGAUCAAGGUCCUUCACACUGAUCAGCGCGGAGUAGACGAUGGAUUCUGGGAAGGAGAAUUCAAUGGCCAUAUUGGCGUGUUUCCAUCCUUGCUUGUCGAGCUGCUGUCUGGGGAAGGCACAGAUCUGGAGCUGGAGCCGAUGCUGGAUCCGACAUCCCCACCUCCGUUCUCUCCUCCUGCUCCUGACUCCGGUGCAGUGGCAUUUCACAGUGUAGCAUCCGCACAGCAAGAGGGACUCCAAGUGUCACCUAGAAACAGUGUUUCUGCUGUCCUCAAGGAGGAAUCCCAUAUCCUGGAGCCGAUUUCCGAAAUGCCUGCGGGACGACUGAGACCAAUUCGAGCUGCCCCUCCUCCACCAUCGUCCAAUCCGAUUUCACAACAGGAUGAGGAACUCCUUGUCUGAAUAUUCCCACCUGAAUUCCAACCAACCCUACACGUGGAGCCAAAGCCAACUGGAGGAAUGGGUGACAGGCCUUUGGUCCCAGGAUUGGUGCUUCACAUGGGAGAUAUGAGGGGGGUUGGACUGCAAUCCUUGUCAGAAUUCACCAUGGCUUUGAAUUUCCGCAGAUGGAGAACCAGGAACCAUCAGCUUCCAGAUAGAGGAUGGGUCCUUGGUGUGUUCAUUGAGGACUUUCUCUGAGAGCGCCAACCUUUAAUUCUCAACAAUUUAAACUUGUGCAAAGCCUCUCUUGUGAUGAAACAUUCCUGGGACCUGAACAUGGAAUCAUGUGAGCAUAUAAGACACAUUCAAGGAGUGAACAUCGUGCAAUGGGAUUUGGAAUUCCCUUGUAAUUGGGUCCAACCAAUGACCUUUCACCCUUUCUGAAGCCAAGCUGAUCGCCUCGUCCUCUGUUUGCUGUCAGGAGCACAAAUGGGGUUUCAUAAAGGGGCAUUGUUUUGUGGCAGCGUCCUGGGGUCUCUGUCAGUUUGAUCUGUCUGCGACAGACUCAUUCAGCGAGCUAUGAAGCAGUUAUAUCCCAGUUAGUGUGCACGUGUGACUGAAUGGGAUGAGUGAUGGUAACUUUAUUACUUCUUUGAUUUUAUUGGCAGCCUGUGCAUUGUCAACCCGUUGAGGUGUCAAUCAUUGGGAAUUACCUCGGAGUCCUCAGGAAUGAAAUGGCACUCACUUUCAGGUGAAUUAGAGACACACGUCAAAGACAUAGGUUUCAUUGAUUUCAUUUCCUACUGGGGGUGUGAACGUACUGGAAAUACUAAUAGUUAUUGACCAUCCUUAGUUGUUCUGGAAAGAUGGUAGUGGGCUACCUUCUGAAGUCACUGGGAUUAAUACAAAUGGAGUGUCUUCUCAAACUACUUUGGAAGGUAGUUAUGGUAAAUCACAUUGAUGUGUAAUAGGAGUCAUGUAGCGAUUCAAAUCGCGUAAGGAUUACAGAUACCCUUCCCUAAAGGACAUUGGUGAGCCAACUGUGUUUUUCUGAUAGCCUCAUGGUUACUUUCACUGAGGCCAACAUUUUAUUUCCAUGAUGACACUUGCAUGAUGAACAUGCUAUUCGUCAUUUGUCAGCCCAAACCUGGAUAUUGUCCCAAGUCCUGCUGCGUUUUGACAUGGACUGUAUCAGUUUCUGAAGAGUCAUGAUUGAUGCUGAACAUUGUACAAACAUCAGCAAGCAUCUUCUGACCUUAUGGUGGAGGCAAGGUCAUUGAUGAAGCAGCUGAACACAGUUGGGCCGAGAACACUACCCUGAGGAACUCCUGCAGAGAUGUCCUGGAGCUGAGACGACUGACGUCCAACAACCACAACCAUCUUCCUAUGUACCUGGUGUAACUAGAACCUGUGGACUCCCAUUGACUCCAGUUUCAUUAGGGCUCCUAAAUGCCAUGUUUAGUCAAAUGCUGAAUUGAUGCCAAGGGCUGUCACUCUCUCACCUCACCUCUGGAGUUGAGCUCCUGUCAGGUUUGAACUAAGCCUGUGAUGAGAUCAGGAACUGAACAGCCCUAAUGGAACCCAAGUUAUUGCUACAUAAGGGAUGCUUGAUAGCACUUGUUGAUAACCCCAUCUAUCAUUUUACUGACAAUUAAGUCUAGACUGAUGGGGCAGUAAUUGGCUGGCUUAGAUUUGUCCUGCGUUUUGUAUACAGGAUGUACCUGGACAAUUCCUGCAUUGCAUGGUAGGGGUCAGUCUUGAGCUGUAUUGGAACGGUUUGAUUGGGGUAAUAAGUCUUCAGAAUUAUUAUUCAAAAUGUCAGGACCCAUAGCUUUUGCAGUAUCCAAUGCUUUCAGCCAUUUCUCAGGGGUUCAGUUGCGUAGAUCUUUAAAAUGCCAUGAACAGGUGCAGAAAUAAUCAGGAAGGCUAAUGGAGGUGCAGGUUUUUAUAUCGAGAGGAACUAGAGUACAAGGAUUCAGAUAGGUGAGGGUCCAGAAGACGGGAGGUUGGCUAACGUGGUACCAUCAUUUAAGAAAGGUUGUAAGGACCAGCCAGGGAACUAUAGACCAGUGAGUCUGACGUUGGUAGUGGACAAGCUGUUGGAGGGAAUCCUGAGGGACAGGAUAUACAUGUAUUUGGAAAGGCAAGGACUGAUUAGGGAUAGUCAACAUGACUUUAUGCGUGGGAAAUCAUGUCUCACAAACUUGAUUGAGUUUUUUGAAGAAGUAACAAAGAAGAUCGAUGAGGGCAGAGCAGUAGAUGGACUUCAGUAAGGCGUUCGACAAGGUUCCCCAUGGGAGACUGAUUAGCAAGGUUAGAUCUCACGGAAUACAGGGAGGACUAGCCAUUUGGAUACAGAACUGGCUCAAAGGCAGAAGACAGAGGGUGGUGGGGGCGUGGGGGGGUGGGGUUGUUUUUCAGACUGGAAGCCUGUGACCAGUGGAGUGCCACAAGGAUCGGUGCUGGGCCCUCUACUUUUUGUUAUUUACGUAAAUGAUUUGGAUGUGAGUGUAAGAGGUACAGUUAGUAAGUUUGCAGAUGACACCAAAAUUGGAGGUGUAGUGAACAGCGAAGAGGGUUACCUCCGAUUACAACAGGAUCUGGACCAGAUGGGCUAAUGGGCUGAGAAGUGGCAGAUGGAGUUUAAUUUAGAUAAAUGCAUGGUCCUGCAUUUUGGAAAGCAGAUCUUAGCAGGACUUAUACACUUAAUUGUAAGGUCCGAGGGAGUGUUGUUAAACAAAGAGACCUUGGAGUGCAGGUUCAUAGCUCCUUGAAAGUGGAGUCACAGGUAGAUAGGAUAGUGAAGAAGGCGUUUGGUAUACUCUCCUUUAUUGGUCAGAGUAUUGAGUACAGGAGUUGGGAGGUCAUGUUGCAGCUGUACAGGACAUUAGUUAGGCCACUGUUGGAAUAUUGCAAGCAAUUCUGGUCUCCUUCCUAUCAGAAGAAUGUUGUGAAUCUUAAAAGGGUUCAGAAAAACUUUGCCAGGGAUGGAGGAUUUGAGCUAUAGGGAGAGUUUGAAUAGGCUGGAGUUGUUUUCCUUGGAGCAUCGGAGGCUGAGGGGUGACCUUAUAGCGGUUUAUAAAACUAUGGAUAGGAUAAAUAGACAAAGUCUUUUUCCUGGGGUGGGGGAGUUCAGAACUAGAGGGCAUAGGUUUAGGGUGAGAAGGGAAAGAUAUAAAAGGGACCUAAGGGGCGACUUUCUCACACAGAGGGUGGUAUGUGUAUGGAAUUAGCUGCCAGAGGAAGUGGUGGAGGCUAGUUCAAUUACAACAUUUAAAAGGCAUCUGAAUAAGUAUAUGAAUAAGCAGGGUUUGGAGGGAAAUGGGCCAGGUGCUGGCUAGUGGGAAUAGAUUGGAUUGGGAUGUCUGGUUGGCAUGGAUGAGUUGGACCGAAGGGUCUGUUUUCCGUGCUGUACAUCUCUAUGAUUCUAUAUUAUGGUGCAGUUAUAUGAAAUCCUGGUUGGACCCCAUUUGGAGUACUGUGAGCCCAUCUGGGCACCACAUCUUAGGAAGGAUAUAUUGGCCUAGGAUGGAGAACAACAUAGAUUUUACAAGUAUGAUGCCUGGACUUCAGGGUUACAUUAUCAGGAGAGAUUAAACAAACUAGACCCAUUUUCUCUAGAAUUUUGAAGGGUAAAGGAUGAUCUGAUCAAAGCCUUCAAGGUAUUAAUGGGAAAAGACAGGGUAAUUAUAAAUAAACUAUAUUCAUGCAUUGAGGAUUCUAGAACUAGAAGAUCAUGACCUAAAAUGUAGGGCCAAUCUGUCCAGGUGAGAUGUUAGGAAGCACACCAGGAUGGGAGAUGAUUGGAACUCUCUUCUACAAAAGGCAGUGGAUGCUGGAUUAGUUGUUAAUUUUAAAUCUGAGAUGAAGGUUUGUUAAGCAAAUAUAUCAAAGGAUAUAGGCUAUGGAAUUAGGCUACAUAUCAGCCAUGAUCUCAUUAAGUGGUAGAAUAGGGUAAAGGGCUGAAUGGUCUAUUCCGGUUCCUAUUUUCCUGAUAUCACAUGCAAUGCUUUGAAUUGACUGGAGUCUGGCAUCUGUGGUGAUGGGGAAUUCCAGUGGGAGCUGCGAUAGAUCAUAGAUUAUUGUAAAUGCUUCAGCCUUUGGCACUGAGGUGGGAUUUUUGUGAGGUGUCAUCUUCCAGUCAGCUAUUUAAUUGUCCACCACCAUUCAUGACUGGAAUGUGGCAGAUAUAUAUCUGAUCUUUUGGUGUAGAAUGAUUUAGCUCUGUCAUUUGCUGUUUAUACUGUUUGGUAUGCAAGUAGUCCUGUCUGGUCGCUUCACUAGGUUGACAGCACAUUUUAAGGUAUGCCUGAUGCUGCUCCUGGCAUGUCCUCCUGCACGCUCCAUUGAACUGGGAUUGAUCCGUGUGAUAGAAAUAAAGUGAGGGGUAUAUUAGGCCAUCAAGUUGUAGAGUCCACUGAAUUGAACUGCCUAGAAGCAGAUUAAAUAGUAUCUUUCAAAAGGUAAUUAGAUAAGUAUUUGGAAAAAGAAAAAUAGAGAAGGGACUAGGGAAGGAAUAGGGGGUCAGAAGAGUCAUAGAGAUGUACAGCAUGGAAACAGACCCUUUGGUCCAACCUGUCUAUGCUGACCAGAUAUCACAACCCAAUCUAGUCCUACCUGCCAGCACCCAGCACAUAUCCCUCCAAACCCUUCCUAUUCAUAUAUCCAUCCAGUUGCAAUUGUACCAGCCUCCACCACUUCCUCUGGCAGCUCAUUCCAUACACGUACCACCCUCUGCGUGAAAAAGUUGACUUUCUGACAGGAACAGGAGGGAAUAAGGUUGACUGAAGGUGGUUCAGAGUGAGGCUGUGUGGGAAGCAUGUCUUUCCAGGUGGUUUACUCCUGGCUCAGGAAACAGGGAGACAAAGGCUAUUAGGUCUAGGCAGUGAAGACCAUAAUCAGAUUCGCUACUAUCUCACUGAGUAGUGGAGAAGGUUUGAGGGGCUGAAUAGCCAGCUGGGCUGAAUUCAUACAUAGGAAAAAAAAAUACACUGAGUUUAUGACAGAGCUAUCGACAACAUGCUGGAAAGGGGAGUCAUUCCCACUGUCCUAGACAAUAUGUAUCUCUCUUAAACAAUUCAUAAAGUGAUAUAAUUUAUUUACAGUUUUGUGUGGGAUCCUGCUGUAUAUGAAUUGGCUUUCAUGUUUCCUGUACUACAACAGUGUGCAGGUUGAAGAAAGUUCCUCAUUGGGCUAUGAAGCAUUGUACAUCAUCCUGCCAUAGUGAACAAUACUUUAGAAACGCAGGUCUUUCUUUCUCAGCUUCAGAAUGUGGACAGAGAGUUUGUUUUUAUCAAGUCAGAAUCUGGAAGCACAUUGUACGUAAUAAAUAAUAAACCAACAACACUACUUUAAACUAACCUUUUGAGUCUAUCACUUGGGACAAAGACCAAAUAUAGGAAAAGGCAGGGAUUGAGGGUUGGGACAACAAAGUUGCUUCGGGAUCAAGUCUGAGGUCAUUCCCAGGUUUUGCAAAAUAAAAUCUAAGCCAGCACAAUCGUUUCAGUACCGAGGGUGCUCUGCAGUGUUGGAGGGACAGUACUGAGGAAAGAUAGUGCUAAAGUGCAGCUGUCAGAGUUACAGUACUGAGGAGGUGCUGCAGUGUCUAGGAAGCAGUCAUGGGGGAGUGCUACACUGUCAGAGUUACAGUACAGAGGAGGUGCUGCAGUGUCUGGAAAGCAGUGCUGGAGAGUGCUAUACAUGUGAUACUGAAGGAGUGCUUCACUGUCUGGGAAGCAAUAGUGAGAAAGGCAGCACUGUCAACAGUGAGGGGGAGCUUAUUCGUCUGGGAAGCGGUGAGUGAGAGCUGCAACAUAAGAAGGGCAGUCUUUUGGAUGAGAGCAGUUAGUCCUGCCAACUGUAAUUCUUCAAUGUAAAUAAUAGCACGUUAAUAAAUCUCGGGUUCAUUCUGA